Ficedula albicollis (Collared flycatcher) is the source of this 1894-nucleotide messenger RNA. RefSeq names its product centromere protein N (gene CENPN). Gene Ontology annotation, biological process: chromosome segregation; CENP-A containing chromatin assembly. The record is from RefSeq and is a predicted model, not a curated record. The transcript is spliced from 11 exons. Lineage: Eukaryota; Metazoa; Chordata; Aves; Passeriformes; Muscicapidae. The coding region runs from base 317 to 1387 and encodes 356 amino acids.
GGGAUACUCAGCGCAGUGAGGGGAAGUGGAGGGACAGGCAGUGAUCUCUGACGACCAGUGACAGGAUUCCAGGGAAUGGCAUGAAGCUGUGUCAGGGAAAGUUUAGGCUGGGUAUCAGGAAAAGGUUUUUCAUCCAAUGAGGGGUUUGGCACUGGUGCAACUCCCCGGGGCAGCGGUCACAGCGCCAAAGCCUGACAGAGCUCAAGAAGUGUUUGGAUACUCGGGCCACACAUUCGGGCACCUGGUGGAAUUCUUGGGAUGUCCUGCACAGGGCUGGGAGUUGGAUUCUGAUCUUGUGGAUCCUUUCUAACUCAGGAUGCUCUAUGAUUCAGUUUCUAUCUUUCCGGGUGGUUCCAUCAUGGAUGUAACUGUGGCUGAGUACAUCCGAAGAACUGUGCUAAAAAUGCCAAGGCAUGAAAUCAAAAUGAUGCUGCAGAAAUGGGGCUUUCUCUCUGAGGCACAGCUGCAGACUCUAAAUUUCCACCAGAUCAAGGACAACAUUUCUCAAGAAGUUGUUCAACUCUGUGAGGAAAAUUCUGCAAACAUAAAGCAAGCAGCAGCUCUAGACAUAAUUUACAACCAAAUCUACCAAAACAAAAGAAUGUGGAGUGUUUACCAGAUGAAAAAAUCAGGAGAAGAAGUGGAAUAUUUUGACAUAGCAGAUUUCAAAAAAAAGUUUAAAAGAAGAAUUCGGUCAGCUUUGAAAAAUGUCACCAUCACCUUUAAGGAAUAUGAGGAUAAUGCAAUCUGGAUUAGAGUUGCUUGGGGAACACCAUAUAAAAAACCAAACCAGUACAAACCCAGCUAUGUUGUGUACCAUUCACAAACUCCCUUUGUCUUCAUUUCUGCCUCAAUUCUGAAGAGCAACUUGCCUCUGCUAUGUCAGGCCCUGACUGUUGCCUCCAAUUACCAUGACAUCCGUGAAAUGGAGCUUCGAAGUCAUUCUUUAAACUCCCUUAAAGAUAUUGUGUUUAAAAGAUAUAGCCAGAACUUCCAAACUUACACUCCAAAACCUCUGCAAGGAGGGAAUGUAGAACCAGAAAAUGCAGAUAUAAGGAUAAUUCAUGAAAACAGAAUUGAGAAAGAAAGAAUCCACAGACUGAAUCAGGAAGUUUUUGGUAGUGGUCCCCAACCAAAACUCGAAUUUGCACAAUACAAGCUUGAGACAAUAUUUAAAAGUGGUCCUAAAAUGGAUGUUUUGGAUAAAAAAGAACCAUUCAGAUGUUUGGUCAAGUUUUCUAGUCCACAUCUUUUGGAAUCACUGAAAUCCUUGGCACCAGCAGGUAUGGCUGAUGCACCGCUUUCACCACUCCUUACAUGCAUACCACAUAAAGCUAGGAAUUAUUUUAAAAUUAAAGAGAAAAAAGAAAGCUUUGCAACCCCUUAAUUUAAAACUGGUUCAUAGACAAACAUGCAACUUCUUUAUUAUUGGUAUUAAUCUAAAUCAUCAUAAACUUUCAAAAAUAGCUUAUUCUUUUUUAAUACCUUAAAGUUUUUUCCAAAUUAUGGCUCAUUAAUUAUUUUUCCACAGUUAUCUUUAACAGAAGUUAGACUUAACUAAUAAAAAAAGGUAGUUGCAAGUUUAAACAGAGAUUGUGGUUAUUUUGAAUUUAAAUGUGACUGCUUUUAACUGUGCUUUUAAUAGUAUUUGUGAAGUUAAUAAAGACACAAUAAUAGCUGUAGGUAUUCAAUUUGCUAUCAUAGCUGUAGGUGGCUACAAUACUCUAGGUGGCCUUUAAUAUUUUAGACAGAACACCUGCCCUGUUUGGAACAGGGAGAACAGUCCCAUUCACAUGAGUGGAGCUCCCUGGCUGCACUCAGGCAUGUUUUUAUCUAAGUAGAUAAAUUGUAGUCUAAGACUAUUUCAGGGCAUGGUCGAGAAGGGACUUUUGGG